AUGGAGAGAGAAAAACUGUAUACAGCCCUAUUUCUUGCCUCACUCUUACGCGUGCCUCAAUCAAACAGCGCGGAGAACUUCAGACGGGAUGGGCAAUCCGGAGUGAAUUACGCUCAUUUUGUGAAGAAUCCCUUUCAAAGACUAAAUACUGCAGUCGUUGAUAGUUUAAUAGUAUCUCGAACUCUGGAAUGUACUUACCGCUGUGUCAAUCACCAAGAAUGUUACUCAGUUAAUUUUGCCACAGCUUCAUUAAAGUGCGAGCUGCUAAAUGCUGACAAGUUUCAAAACUGGGCUGAUGUGGUUUAUAGUGAAACCUGGGACCACUACAAUAUUAAGUGCGAGCUGCUAAAUGCUGACAAGUUUCAAAACUGGGCUGAUGUGGUUUAUAGUGAAACCUGGGACCACUACAAUAUUAAGAGCCCGUGCAUGAGCAAUCCUUGCCAAAAUGGAACUUUAUUUUGUCGGCCUAACUACGAUCAAGACGAUUAUCAAUGUGUUGGCAAACCAGGUUAUAGCGGAAUAUUCUAUGAAACAGAGCGCUUUGUAAAUAUUUUCAUCCGAAGCGAAGGUUACGAUGAUCCAGGAAAAACUUCAAAGACAGGCGUUACUUACAUCAGGGUGAAUGGCACAGAAUACUCACCAAAGAGACGUGGAGAUAAUGUUGUUGUUGUGGAUGGUGCAACAGGUUCCUUUCUGAAGGCAACAUCAUUUGAUACUCAUGGAGAUCGCUCGUCUGGUACUCGUAUGCUCGACUACCUUAACGGUCUAAGUGGAAACAAAAUCGUUUUGGUCGCCGUUCAAGAUCAAGGCUCCCACCACAUGUCCUCAGCGAUUGCUGCUCUUAAGAGACUGGGCGCCCAUGAUCCUGUGCAGUUAAAGUACCGAGAAUCAUUUGCUCUCGCAGGAUACGCAGGAGGAACCAAACCAUCGUGGAUAACACAAAAACAAGCCAGUAAAGGACGAGGCCCUUCUGAAUUUACCCUGAAAAUUUCUUUACCAACAGUGUAAUCGCAGGAAGCUGAAUUACGAUGCCUACGAUUCAUCAACAGUUGGACGUCUAAACUUUGAUAAUAACUAUGAGGUAAUAUAAUCAUGAUCAAGAUAAAAAAGGACGCAAGAUAUGUACGACGCAGUCAGUUCCGGGAGACUUUAAUGAUUUAUCACUUCAAUUUCAUGAAACCGCAGUACACAUGUAUGACUUUCAUAUAUUCAAACCCAUUGAUACAUCACUUCGACGGGUUUAAUGAGAACCAACAUAAUGACCAGCUCCCAACUGGCUUGUUUGCUCAGUUGGUUAUAGCACUG
Messenger RNA from Stylophora pistillata, 1305 nucleotides. RefSeq lists its product as uncharacterized. The record is from RefSeq and is a predicted model, not a curated record. NCBI's taxonomy places the organism in Eukaryota, Metazoa, Cnidaria, Anthozoa, Scleractinia, Pocilloporidae.